Diorhabda sublineata is the source of this 1815-nucleotide messenger RNA. Its product is annotated as zinc finger protein OZF-like. The coding region runs from base 84 to 1751 and encodes 555 amino acids. The transcript has a single exon. Lineage: Eukaryota; Metazoa; Arthropoda; Insecta; Coleoptera; Chrysomelidae. The record is from RefSeq and is a predicted model, not a curated record.
ACAUUCAGAUUAUAGUCGUAUUAACCAGAUUUUAGUUUCCGAAAUGCCAUUAUUAUUAUGAAUACAAGUCUAGACGUAAAGAAAUGGAACAAAGGAUUGUAAAGAAAGAAAUAGUUAUUAACAAUGAUUGUCUUUGGAAUGGAGUUGUAAAACAAGAAUUUAUUGAAGAUGUAGAUGUAAAAUGGAAUAUAACACAUCCAUGUAAACAAGUUUCUGAUAGAUUUCGAAUAAAUAAAAAAUUCAUGAUUCCAGUUAAAACAAAAAAUGACGUUUUUAAUAAACAAAAUAAAUUUAAAUGUUUGAAUGUUAUAUGGAAAAAAAUUACAGAAUUGUUAAGAAAUGGGAAAUGUAUUGAAGAAAAUACUAUUGAAGGGAUUAUAAUAUGUGUUUAUUGUGGAAAUUUAUACACAAAGCGAGUCGAAUUUUUAUGUCAUUUUUCAAGGAAUCAUUAUAUAAAAAGAAAGACUGAAUUUAUUCAUAAAAGUGAUUCUGGAAAUGAUAUUGAUGUUGUGGAAAGUGACUUAAAAGAUGAAAUUGAAGUUGUUAAACAUGAAUUAGCAACAGAGCUACAAGAAGACGAUUUUAGGACAUGUAUAGAUGAAGAAUUGAUUUCAAAAAUAAGUGAUACAAAUCGGCAAUCAAUGGAGUCUUAUAUAAGUGAAAAAUCAUUUAAAUGUUAUCUUUGUUCAAAAUCAUUUUCACGAAAAAAUCAUUUAAGAUCUCAUAUACUUAGUCACUUAGGACAAAGGCCGUUCAAGUGUAACAUUUGUUCUAAAACUUUCACACGUAAAUGUAGUUUGAAUAUACAUUUACAAAUUCAUACAGGAAAACAGUCUUUUAAAUGUGAUAUUUGCUCAAAAAUUUUUUCACGUAAAAGUAGUUUAAACAUGCAUUCGCAUGUUCAUAAAGAAGAAAAACCUUUCAAAUGUGACAUUUGUUUGAAAACUUUUCCACACAAGAGUUACUUAAAUUCACAUACGCUCAUUCACACAGGAGAAAAGCCUUUCAAAUGUGAUAUUUGUUUGAAAAUGUUUUCCCAAAAAAAUGUUUUAAACAGACAUAAAAUCAGUCACGCAACAGAAAAGCCUUUUAAAUGUAAUAUUUGUAUGAAACCGUUUUCCCAAAAAACAACCUUGAAACUGCAUUAUCUCAUUCAUACAGGUGAAAAAUCGUUCAAAUGUGACAUUUGCUCAAAAACAUUUUCACAGAAAAAUAGUUUAAACAGACAUUUGCUCGGCCACACAGAGGAAAAGCCCUUCCAAUGUGAUAUUUGUUUAAAAACAUUUUCCCAAAAGAGUUAUUUAAAUUCACAUAUGGUAAUUCACACAGGGGAAAGGCUUUUCAAAUGUGAGCUUUGUUCAAAAACUUUUUCGCUAAAAAGUAGUUUGAACAGACAUUCAUUAAGUCACAGAGACGAGAAGCCUUUUAAAUGUGAAAUCUGUUCAAAAACAUUUGCACAGAAAGUUAAUUUAAAGUCACAUUUAAACAGUCACACUGGAGAAAAACCAUUCAAAUGUGACAUUUGUACAAAAAGUUUUCCACAAAAAAGUAGUUUAAGUAAACAUUUGCGCAGUCACACUAUAGAGAAACCUUUAAAAUGUGACAUUUGUUUUAAAACAUUUUCACAUAAAAGUUCUCUAAAUUCUCAUAUGCUCAUUCAUCAAGGGGAGAAAAAAUUCAAAUGUGAUUUUUGUAUGGAAACUUUUUUACAGAAAAGUAGUUUAAAUACACAUUCGCUUAAACACACUUGAAGAACUCAUUUCAAUUUAAAUAAAAAAAUGUCAAACAGAAAACUAAAUAAACAUUUUCAAAAUA